ACAGUUUAAUUUCAUGAUGGGUGAAAUGACUUUAGUUCUUUAGGUCCUCUGAUUAAAUAGACCGUAUAUUACAUCUAUCCAUCCAUCCUACAAUCCCAUAUUCUAUUUCAGGUCCUAGGUUAUUACAAAAUUUUUCCAGUAUACUAUUUAACAAUUUACCGGUUAACUUCAACAGCGAUUCCUCUUCAAACAUUUGUUCGUGACAAGAAAACACAAAAAUGAGUAAGCCGGAAAAUAAGAAACCACAAGAAUUCCAUCUUCUGCCAAAAAUCAUCAAUGGCAGUAUCGCGGGUAUUGUCGGAGUGUCCGUGGUCUUCCCCAUCGACUUGGUGAAGACCAGGUUGCAGAAUCAAACCAUCGGACCAAAGGGCGAGAAGCAAUAUGCCAAUAUGUUGGAUUGUUUCAAGCAAACAUAUCGUGCGGAGGGCUACUUUGGAAUGUACCGUGGCUCUGGUGUCAAUAUUUUGCUGAUCACGCCAGAGAAGGCCAUCAAGUUAGCUGCCAACGAUCUCUUCAGAUUCUAUCUCACCAAACCUGAUGGGUCGCUACCACUAACGAGUCAGAUGUUGGCUGGCGGCAGUGCGGGCGCGUGUCAGAUCGUCAUCACCACGCCCAUGGAACUGCUCAAGAUUCAAAUGCAGGACGCGGGCAGGGUGGCAGCACAAGCUAAAAAAGAGGGCCGCAAGGUGGAGCGGCUGACGGCGACAGCGCUGACGCGGCGGCUGCUGGCGGAGCGCGGCAUCCUCGGCCUGUACCGCGGCGUCACCGCCACCGCCGGCCGCGACAUCUCCUUCAGCAUCAUCUACUUCCCCAUGUUCGCCAUCCUCAACGACAUGGGCGCCAAGGACGGACAGGCCCCGCCCUUCUGGUGGUCGUUCCUGGCGGGGUGCACGGCGGGCUCCACGGCCGCGCUCGCUGUCAACCCCAUGGACGUGGUGAAGACGCGCAUGCAGACCCUCUCCAAGGGCAGCAAUGAGAAGCAAUAUACCUCCAUCAUGGAUUGUAUCACUACAACAUUGAAACGGGAAGGUGUGACCGCGUUCUUCAAGGGCGGGGCGUGUCGUAUGAUGGUUAUCGCGCCGCUGUUCGGUAUCGCACAGACCGUUUAUUAUAUUGGUAUAGCCGAAUACUUACUGGGAUAUAAGUAAAUGUACCCCGUUCCUCUCAAUCCGUGUUACUUUGGCUGUUUACGUUGUAAGUUCCUAAAAGGUUCAAAUUAAUAGCUUUACCGUUUGUUUCUAUUUCCGAAAUACUAAUAUCUCUUUUUUUCUCGAAAAGAAUGAAAGAGAUGUACAAAUUCAAUUGUGUGAGAAUUUAAAUUAACAUUUUAGGAUAUAGUUUUUCAUUUCUGUUGAAUUGGAGUAUUUCGAUUGUGGAAACAACGGUUAUACUUUCUUAUGUAUUAUGCUGGGAGAGUUUAAAUAACAUUUACGAAAUAAUAUUUAAAUAUAUCCAAAAUACAAAGUGAAUCAAUUUUAUAUUGGUAAGGUCUCUUUAAUUUCUUUUUUGACUAUCAUAUUUGUUGGAAAUGUAUACUUAGAUCUUACAUCUACGAUUUUUUUUGUUCAGUUAAAAAUAUGGUCCUUCGAGCAGCCGACAUUCUUUUCAAAUGUAGGCAUAAAUUUUAUAAAUACACGUCAAAUGGCGUUUUUCUCAAAAUAUUAGUAUUGGAAUUCAGUGUGCAAAUGUUAACUGACAGUUGGUCAGUGUUGCCACUUUAUCUUAAAUCUCUUUGAAAAAAAACUUCUGUGAUAUUUAAACUCUUUCAGCUAUAAAAUACGAAGCCAAUAUUAUUUAUUAGCAAAUUUUGUUUUUUUUUUACGAUAUCGUUGAUUUAACGUAUCAAUUUGUUAAAUUAUAUUUUUUACAUAAUUAUUUAUAUUUAAAUAUGAUACUGGAGUGAUAGUUAAUCAUUGAGUUCUCGUUUAAGGCGUAUAAUAAUGUAGGUAACUAGAAUGACAGUUAAAUUUGAAAAAAAAAUAGAAAUUUGCGAAAUACAUGGAAACAAUUAUAUUCAUCCCUUGCACUUGUUGAAAUAAAAGAUGUUUUCUAUAUUAAAGAAAGAAAAAAAUCAUUUAACUAUGAAAUUUAAUCGAGUAUUGAAAGCAUCUAUCUCUUUUACUCCACCUAUAUAUCUCUCUUAUAACGAAAUGUACCAAAUGGCUUUUACAUUUCCUGUCUCCAGUUUUACAGUGUGGCCAUUAAAAAAAUGUAAAAGAAUAAAUAAGUUUUUAACUGCCAUUCAUAUUAUACGCCUUAAAACAUGAAAUUAUAAUUUUAAAUUAUUUCAUUUAAAUUAUCACAAAGUUAAAAAACAUAAUUUAUUAUAUAUUUAUUUAUUUAAAUUGCUAAAUACUCGCCAUAAUUGGUUUUUAUAAUUUGUAUACAUAGAUUUAUAAUCUAUAGGUAAACACUUUUUGGAGGGAAAAUUCCCUCAGUGUUGUCAUUUAUAAAACAAAAUGUCAUUUCGAUAAUCGACUCUCGAUUAGACGUUACUUUACAUGAGAAAUUAUCUUUAGGUUAUAAAUCUAUCGUUUUACAGUUGUUAUAGAAAAUUUGCUUGUAAGCGAUUUUAUGAACAAUGACAAUUAUUAAUUUUUAAUGUAUCCAAUGUUUAAAUCACACUCAAGCUCGUUAAGUAGCCACUAAAGGAGUUUCUUAGUAUAGUUUAAUAAAUGCACUAAGGAACUACUUAAGUUAUUGUUACAGCGACUGUGAGUGGUAGUAAGUGUUAAAUGUUCGAAUAUAAAAAAAAUAUAUAUAGGGUUUGUAAUGUUAUCAUAGAUGUACAAUCUAUAGAUAUCUUAUCUAAAGCACAAAAGUGAUACUUAAAAUGUCUUUGAAAGCCUUUUGUUGAGAUAAAUUCCUUCAGUAAUUUUGCAAUGUAUAAAUGACAUUUCAGCUCUUAAUUUUUUUUAAAUCUGAAGGAAAUCAGAUUUCCUUUGGGAGCGUAGGUUCGUAUCCUACCGGCUGCGCCAUGUUAAAGAGCGGGAACAUGUAAUAAAACAACAAGCUUCAGAUGCAGACUGAUUUAUUUCUCUUUUUCAUUUAUAAGUGCCAUGAACAUUGAUUCACACAUACUGACACUCGUCAAACUUAUAUUAAAUUAUAUAUAUACCUAUAGAUUAUACAUCUAUGUUAAAUAUUCAAUUAAUACAUUGACAAUAAUUACACGCUAUAUAAAACGGGUGUUAGUGUAACUAAUUAUUAAAUUGAUGUGUAGCUGAAAAUAAUGUCAAUUUUACGCUAUUUAUUACACUCGUAGUAGACCUUGACAAACUUUGUUUAUUUCUAUUCAAUAAGUUUAUUACCUGUUCAAAAUUAAAAUUUCUACUGUUGGCAUAUUUAGACAUUUCUUAUAUGGCAAUACUGUUAUAUAGAUGUCAUGAUUAAAUGUUCGGUAAAAUCUAGUCCAAAGUGUUUUAAGUAAUUUUCUCGCUUAUUUAAUGUAUUUUAAAGCUUCCAUUUUUAAUUACAAUAUAUUAGGUAUAGUUUUUAUUUAAGCUUUUAUCUUUAUAUUACUGUCACAUUUAGUAUGACAGUUUUAUUAUAGUUAUUUAUCAAUUUUAUUUCCGACAAGUAAUUGAAAGUAAAUUAUUGGUAUUAAAAUCUUAAUUGUAAUUGUUAUCAAUAAAGUCUUAAAGGUAUAGAACAAGUAAAUUAAGUUAUAGAAUUUUAUAAAUCUUCCAUUCUUGUUAAUUUAAUUGUUUGCACUAUUGGCCGUGUGCAGGUUUGCCGAUGACAGAGUAUCGUCAGUCAACGCGUGACUUUGUGAAGUCAUCGGCAAACCUGUAUUUGAGUUAUAUUGUAAACUAAGCGUUAUUGUCAAGGUCUACUCUUGCCCUGGUUAGCCAUAUGGUCAAUUAUCCUGAAAUUUUUAUAUCAUUGAAUCAAUUGUUAAACGCACUUUAGCUUAUCAGUAGAGCGAAGGAUUAUGGUAACGAUCAUAAAAAUAAAAUUACGAUGUUUGUAAAAUAAUUAAAACUGGCAACAUUCUUAAAAGUAAUGCCAAAUAAGUGUAAUAAAGGCUAAGAAUAAAUUACACACUUUUAUUCUCAAGGCUAGUUAUGUGAAUUUAUAAUAACCGUGCUAAAUGGUUUAGAAUCGGUAUCGAAAAUAAAACUAUUUGGUGUAACAGCUUUUAUAGGUAUCGAUAUUAAUCAUUGUAACGAUAUUAAACAAUAACAAUAUUAACAAAUAGGAAUUUCGAAAUGCAAUAUCGUUACUUUUAUUUUUAUGAUUGGCCUGAAUGUGAUGAAAAUAAACAUGUAUUCCAUUUGGCCGCAAGCCAGUGAUAUAUGACCUGCCAGUUGUUAAAAUGAAGUAUGGACCUAGUCAAAUAUUAUAAGUAAAAUGUCUUCUGUUAUCAAUUUGACGAAUUUGAAAUAAUGGAUGCUGGUGAAAAUUUCAUACAAUAGAAUAUGCUUGUUUUAGACCUAGAAGUUCAAUAAAUAUUUAUGGAAUCUAAA
Molecule: messenger RNA, 4469 nt
Organism: Papilio polytes (common Mormon)
Lineage: Eukaryota; Metazoa; Arthropoda; Insecta; Lepidoptera; Papilionidae
Product: mitochondrial glutamate carrier 1-like
Exons: 8
Coding region: 219-1148 (309 amino acids)
Biological process (GO): malate-aspartate shuttle; aspartate transmembrane transport; L-glutamate transmembrane transport
Molecular function (GO): L-aspartate transmembrane transporter activity; L-glutamate transmembrane transporter activity
Source: RefSeq, a predicted model, not a curated record